Messenger RNA from Hermetia illucens (black soldier fly), 591 nucleotides. RefSeq names its product general odorant-binding protein 99a-like. Lineage: Eukaryota; Metazoa; Arthropoda; Insecta; Diptera; Stratiomyidae. Gene Ontology annotation, biological process: sensory perception of smell. Gene Ontology annotation, molecular function: odorant binding. The transcript has 2 exons. The coding region runs from base 123 to 521 and encodes 132 amino acids. The record is from RefSeq and is a predicted model, not a curated record.
CUAUUGUCGACUGUUUAUUGGGAACGUUAUCAGCAUUGAAUUUUGGUUUAAAAGCACCCGGACGUCCAGAGAAAUCGUUUAGUUGUAAUCCAGAACGCGAAAAUCAACACCAGCAGAUCACAAUGAAGUAUUUCCUUCUUUUUUUAACACUCCUCCCAGUGGCUUUCGCCACAUGGGUACCCCACACUAAGGAAGAUUUCCUCAAGUAUCGUCUAGAUUGCUAUAAAGAAAGCAAUAUUACCGAGGCUAACUUUGAGAAAAUAAAAAAACAACAAUUUGCCCACGAUCAUGAUACUUACUGCUAUAUACAUUGUCUAGGAUUAAAGUUGGGAAUCUGGGACGAACUUAAAGGAUAUGAUGUUGACCGAGUUUACGAGACCCUUAAAGUUCACAACUUGGAUGUAAAAAAGGAAGAUUUGAGCAAAUGUUUCCAUCAAGUGAUGGAUGCUGAUACUUGUACGUGGUCAGCAAUUAAUUGGAUGUGCUUGUGGGAGAGAAAAUAUAUUACUAAAAAGAAUUAAUUGUGAAGUGUGGAGCAGAAAGAUCCCGUGCAAUAAUUUUUUCAUUUUGAUUAAAGCAGCUUUUCAAAAU